Chaetomium strumarium is the source of this 1080-nucleotide messenger RNA. RefSeq names its product kinase-like domain-containing protein. NCBI's taxonomy places the organism in Eukaryota, Fungi, Ascomycota, Sordariomycetes, Sordariales, Chaetomiaceae. Gene Ontology annotation, cellular component: cytoplasm; nucleus. The transcript is spliced from 9 exons. Bases 1 to 1080 code for a protein of 359 amino acids. Gene Ontology annotation, biological process: stress-activated MAPK cascade; osmosensory signaling pathway; cellular response to oxidative stress. Gene Ontology annotation, molecular function: MAP kinase activity; ATP binding. The record is from RefSeq and is a predicted model, not a curated record.
AUGGCAGAAUUCGUGCGCGCCCAGAUCUUUGGAACUACCUUCGAGAUUACCUCGAGGUAUUCUGACCUCCAGCCGGUGGGCAUGGGAGCAUUUGGGCUGGUUUGCUCCGCGAAAGACCAGCUCACAAAUCAGAAUGUCGCCAUCAAAAAGAUCAUGAAGCCCUUCAGCACUCCAGUUCUCGCCAAGCGGACGUACCGAGAGUUGAAGCUGUUGAAACACCUGAAGCACGAGAAUGUUAUCUCUCUGAGUGACAUCUUCAUUUCUCCGCUGGAGGAUAUUUACUUCGUCACGGAGCUGCUGGGCACCGACCUUCACAGGCUGCUCACCUCCAGACCGCUGGAAAAACAAUUCAUUCAGUACUUCUUAUACCAGAUCAUGAGAGGGCUGAAAUAUGUCCACUCGGCUGGCGUCGUCCACCGAGAUCUGAAGCCCAGCAACAUUCUGGUUAACGAGAACUGCGACCUGAAGAUCUGCGACUUCGGCCUUGCGCGUAUUCAGGAUCCUCAGAUGACCGGCUACGUCUCUACGAGAUACUACCGAGCGCCCGAGAUCAUGCUCACAUGGCAGAAGUACGACGUCGAGGUCGAUAUCUGGAGCGCGGGCUGCAUCUUCGCCGAGAUGCUCGAGGGCAAGCCGCUUUUCCCCGGCAAGGACCACGUCAACCAGUUUUCUAUCAUCACAGAGCUCCUGGGCACACCACCGGACGACGUUAUCAACACCAUUGCUAGUGAGAACACUCUGCGCUUCGUCAAGUCCCUGCCCAGGCGGGAAAGGCAACCGCUCAAGAACAAAUUCAAGAACGCCGACCCAUCGGCCAUUGACAUGCUGGAGCGGAUGCUUGUCUUUGAUCCUAAGAAACGGAUAACCGCGACCGCGGCCCUAGCUCACGAUUACCUUGCGCCGUACCACGAUCCCACCGAUGAGCCUGUUGCCGAGGAGAAGUUUGACUGGAGCUUCAAUGAUGCCGAUCUUCCCGUCGACACCUGGAAGAUCAUGAUGUACUCGGAGAUCUUGGACUACCAUAAUGUGGGGGCGGCCAAUGUCGACGCGAUGGCAGACCAGGGCUUCGUCGGCCAAUGA